Messenger RNA from Bipolaris victoriae FI3, 1263 nucleotides. RefSeq lists its product as hypothetical. NCBI's taxonomy places the organism in Eukaryota, Fungi, Ascomycota, Dothideomycetes, Pleosporales, Pleosporaceae. The coding region runs from base 1 to 1263 and encodes 420 amino acids. The record is from RefSeq and is a predicted model, not a curated record. The transcript is spliced from 13 exons.
AUGGCAGAUGUCGCGAAGCAGCAUGAUCUACUUCGUUUUGUAAAACUUGAGCACGAAAUCACACAGGCUGAAUGGCUCCGAUGGCGCUGGCCUGAUACACCACUGGUCUUCAUGACUUCAAAGGAGGUGCAUACUGCUCAAUGGGAUCGCGACUACAAUCUACAUGGCAAACGCGUGCUUCACAUUGGCAUCGGGAGUUCAGGCGUACAAGUCAUUCCCUCUGUAUUAUCUAAAGUAAAGGAGUUACAUGUUGUAGCACGCCCACUGGUGUGGAUAACAGACGGUUUUGCUCAGAAUUGGUCUGUGAUCAAUGAGGGAAACUUCACAUAUACCCAUGCCGUGAAGGAGCGCUUGCGCAACGACCAAAAGCAUUGCCUGGCAUAUUGCAAGGCAAUAGUGUCUAAGUUGAAUUUCUCUAUCAAAGAGAUGUCACGUAAGCUAGGCUAUAAUACUCGCCUGAUAGAAAACCUUAUCCCGAAGGCAUUUAGCGUUGGUUGUCGGAGGCCGACCCCAGGUAAUGGUUUCUUGAAGGCUUUUACAGAUGAGAAAACAGUUGUUCACUUUGGUGAAAUCCCUGAGAUCACUGCCAAUGGCUUCAAAGACCCCAAAGGCCAAGAACAUGAGGUAGACACGAUCAUCUGCGCCACAGGGUUCGACACCCCAUUUAUGCCGCCUUUUCGAGUUCUCUAUAACGGCAAAAACCUCCAGGACAACUUUCGUGGCGACAUCAAGGGCUACCUAGGUCUUACAUACCUUCCCAAUUACUUUGUCUUUCCUGGUGGAUAUGGACCUUUGGUUCAUGGUUCUGUUCUACCGAAGGUCGAGCACUAUACGGACUACGUGCUUCAGAUACUUGAGAAAGCACGAACAGAUAACGUGAAACGUUUGUCUAUCAAGAGAUCAGUUUCCGACUUCACCCGCUAUGCAGAUGAGUAUCUGAAACGGACAACUUGGUCGGGUCCUUGUAGCUCAUGGCUCCGCAAUGGCAAGACCUCGAAUAAACCAGUACUUUGGCCCGGGUCUCGAAUUCACCAACUCACAGUUCUUCAACGUCCAAGAUUCGAACAUUUCGACUUUGUUUAUCUAGAUGGAAACUUAUGCUCGUUCUUAGGAGAUGGAUUUGAUAUACGAGAGGUAGACGGCCGAGACCUGACAUGGUACAUGGGCUUGCUGGAUGGCGAGGAUACUCAGCCAGGUCCAUUCGAAACGAACAUGGAGGAUGGUGGCGGCAAGCUUACGGGCGUCAAAAACAUAGUAUGCUAG